Molecule: messenger RNA, 27238 nt
Organism: Asterias rubens (European starfish)
Lineage: Eukaryota; Metazoa; Echinodermata; Asteroidea; Forcipulatida; Asteriidae
Exons: 121
Coding region: 18-26315 (8765 amino acids)
Biological process (GO): protein dephosphorylation
Molecular function (GO): protein tyrosine phosphatase activity; protein binding
Source: RefSeq, a predicted model, not a curated record
GUUCGCCCGGACCUAUCAUGGUAAGCAGCAUCACCCCAACGUCUUUCACCGCACAAUGGGUACCAGCUAGUGUUCCAUUCGACGGAUACACCAUUGAGCUCAUCGGGCCUGGUAACCCAACCUAUGAUAACACAGCGGAUUCAGACACAAACAGUGUGGACUUCUCCACACUGAAGCCCCUGUCGGACUAUCGUGUGGUGGUGAGGUCGAGACUAGCUGCAGUGAACCCUUUCCCUGACCAGUACGGGGACCAGGUGGCAGAGGUUGUGGAGUCUACCGCUAACAUUGCCUUUGACGAGAUUGUCAUCAGCAGUUACACGCAUAACCAGAUAAUCGCUAUCUGGUCGGAAAACAUGGCUGCCGUCAACGGUUACCGGAUCUACAUCUAUGAGUCAAGUGUUGGGCGGGGUACCUUUGAGACACAACUGGUUGACCCUAGCAACACGUUCCGGACGUACAACUUUCUGAGACUUUUACCUGGGGUGUUGUACACCAUUGAGGUUGUGGUGACCCCAACAAUCACCUUGUCAACAUCGCAACGAACCCGUGCCGCUCAACCAGGCCUUCCUUUCCUUCAGAGUUCCUCCUCGACCACUCUCAACGUCGCCUGGAAUCCAUCCGUAGGACAUGUUGAUCCAUUCGAAGGACAGGUUGAUUUCUACCUGUUAGACUAUCUACCAGAGGUCGGGAGCUCCGCCAAUCCCAUCACGGUACCAACUGAGGAUGGGGCUUCCUUUGUCCUUCGCAAGCUGCUGCCUGGCGAGGAUUACACAGUCUCUGUCAAGGCUGUCGCCGGGUUGGGCACGGACGAGACGGUCAGUGCUUCGAGCACUAGCACCUUGACAACAGAACCUGCUCAACCGGCGGAGGUGAUAUUUGUGGAAAUCCUGACCCGUUCCGUGGAGUUCACUUGGGGGGAAGUCUUCACAAACUUCGAUCAGUAUGUGUAUGAGAUUAUGCCCCUACAGGGAGAAAACAUCGGUAUUGUCCAGCCUGGCAAUGUACGCACAGGCAGUUUUGCUGGCCUUGUACCAGGGAGACGUUACGAUGUCACUGUCAGUGCUGGUACUCUGUCAGACACCAAAAGCUUUCGAACAAUACCAUUGGCCCCUAGUGGCGUCUUUCAUUCAAGUUCCACACCGACCACGAUAAGAGUCAACUGGAACCAGCCUAUAGACUCUACGUCAGAGUUUGACUCCUACCGCAUUACGCACAACAUCGGAGACGGACCGAUUCUCGGGACGGUCUUUGUUUUACGCCAGCUGGAUGAGUACGUCUUUGAAGAUCUGAUCCCAGCCACGGACUAUAACAUAUACGUGGCCACUAGCUCUGGCAAUGAACCCCUCAGGACAAUAAGUGAACCUGCAUCGACUGUGGCUUCAACCUUUACCCCAGACGCAGGCGUUAUCGUCAUACUAUCUGUGACCACGGACACUAUUACAAUAUCCUGGGGUGCAGCCGAUACUGUGCCAGGGUUCACAAGUUACGCUGUGACCAUCGACAGUACUGACGCAAGUAAAGUCAUCGAUACCGUGCAGCGGCGUGGUACCUUCUCAAACCUCACCCCAGGGGCCUUAUUCAACAUCAGUGUGACAGUCUUGACAGAUACAGGGAUUCAGACUUCUACUCUGCAGAGAACACUACCCCUGUCUCCGUUACUAGUCACCACUCAGGCCGCCGAUGCUGUGUCCAUCACCCUGAAUUGGAUCCCACCUACAGACGUUUACAGUGGCUUCAGCGUUUCUUACAAGGAGGUCGGCGCCCCGGUAGACGUGCCAGCGGGUACCACACCCAGCAGCGUCGACCAACUGGAGGUAACCGGACUCCUACCCGCAACGACGUACGAGUUCAGCGUAGUGACGGUCUCCGGGACGGAUGAAUUAGAGGAGAUAAGCGCACCCUCUACGGCCACAGGGCGGACAGUGUCUGUGGACCCCGGCACUAUUCUUCUUAACGCUGUGACGUCUAGCACCAUCUCAGUGGUAUGGGGAAAGCUCCCUGAUACUACACCAGACUACAACCUCCUCCUGUACGACCAGUCUACCAUCGUCAAAAGUUCCUUGGGGCUGACGACAGAGACGGCCCAGUUUGAUAGCUUGGAUCCCGCAACUGAAUACAGAGUUGACCUAUCAUACGAAGGAACUGGGCAACAGUCUAGCGACCUGGUCGUCCGCACAAACCCGGCAAACCCUACCAACAUACGUGAAAUUCUUGUAACAACAACUUCCAUUGAAAUCUUCUGGACGGCCCCGCUAAGUGAGUUCAGUUACUACAAGGUUUUUAUAACCACCGAGGCUGGGCAGAGGACCCUCGCUGGAAGAGUAAACGUGGAGGAUGAUCCAAGAUAUCGCUUCCAGAAUCUGAGUCCGGACUCGGAUUACGAGAUCGAAGUUGUUGCGCUCCUCCUCGCCAGUGUGGAUCCACAGCUUCCCGAGCAGCGAAACGAUGACAAAGUGUCGAAGACCUCCCACACAGACCCUGUAGGGAGAACGGACGUCAUCGUCCAAGAUGUGGCCACCACCUCCAUGACUAUCCUCUGGGCCAAAGCCACCGAGCCAGCAGUAGAUGGCUACUUCCUCUACAUCUGGCCAUUCGGGGAAACUCGGCCGCAGUUCAGCAGGAUCUUCCUCUCUCAGAACGCACAGCAGUCCACAGUGUCACACCAGGUCAGCGACCUCAUACCGGGACGGCUGUACCAGAUAGAGGUUGAGAUUACGCCAAAUAGUGCCGUUGCAGACUAUGUUCUAACCACCACACAGCGUACACGUCCUAACCCUCCACGGGACCUAAGUUUGGUCUCCAGUACCGCAACCUCCUUAGACGUCAGCUGGUUGGGCCAGUCGAGCGAAGGUGACGUUGACCUCUAUCUAGUCUCUCACUUCCCGGCCGAUGGGAUCACCAGCCCUCUUCUCAUUGUUCAACUCGACGCUCAACAACGGGUCAAAUUUGAGAACCUCCUGCCUAACAAGGACUAUGUAGUGACCGUCAGGGCUCAGUCUGGCGACGAAACUACGAGCGAGACGAGUGAAGAGAUCACUGAGACUUUUACAACAGCAAGUGCUGGUGAGGCUGAGGUGGUCAUCCGCGAAGUCACAACCACCUCCAUUCAUUUCACAUGGGGGGAGGUGACGGGCGAGCACAAUGGGUACACUCUUCAGAUCAGCGAAGACGCCGGAUCGCAGAUUGCCCCCCCAGGGCUACCUACAGUAAACGUCUUCCGUAACCUCUUACCAGGUAGAGAGUACACUAUUCAGGUGUCCACCAGCAACGAUGCCCUGCCCACUGGAAGCAAGGUUGUCCGAACGAAGCCUACCAGCCCAGCCGGAAUCUUCAACGUCAAUCCUCAGCUGAUUUCCGUCACAUUCUCCGUCGCUGCUCCUGGCCAACACAACUUCCAGGACGUCGUCUUCGACUACUUCAAGGUCUCCAUCAGCCUGGGGAGUAGUCUCCCACUCCAGGAGGUGUUUAUUCCAGCGGACGUGACCGAGCACUCGUUCCGCGAUCUGCUACCCAGAACGGAGUACACGCUGUCCGCUGCCGCUGUUUCCGGAACUGGCGAGGGCGCUCAGACGAGUGAACCCAUCACACAGGUUUUUACUACACUUACACCGUCUGCAGGGGAGAUAAUUAUAUUGGAGGUGACGAAUACAAUGAUCAGAAUCGCAUGGGGCGACGGAAACGCAUUACCUGGCUUCAUUGGAUACUCAGUCAGCAUCAGUCCGAUUGGUCAGAACCCCGAUCGGAUCGACGAAGUUGAGCGCAGCGCUGUGUUCAGUGGUCUGGUACCUGGACAGCUCUAUGACAUCAGUGUCACAGUAGAUGCCACUACGGACUUUGACGUGAAUGCUAAGCAGAGGACAAUCCCAAACCCACCUGGACGCAUUUUCAUUUCCUCCGUGGUCAAACCAACGUCUUGCCGGCUCUCCUACAUCUUACCGACCGAUAUCUUUGGGGCUUUUAACAUUUACUACACGGAGCUUGGACUACAGAUGCGACAGCUUGCCGGCAAAGUCAACCAGAACACCAGUACCUUCAAUGUCAUGGGACUCCAGCCUGAGAAGGAGUAUGCGAUCGCUAUAGAAACGGUUUCGGGCAUCGGUGAGGAUCAGACUACCAGUGAACCGUCAACUUCUUCAUGCAGUACUGGUGCUCUCCAGCCGCGGACAGUUUACUUCACCGACGUGACGUCCACAACCAUCGAUAUUCUCUGGCUCGGAAACAACAGCAUCAAUCUCUUGACGAUUGUCUCUGAGGACCCUCUGACAGACCCGUAUGAGGAGAUCACAGGUAGUUCGAACACCCAUCAGUUUACCGGUCUGGACCCCUCCACCAAGUAUACCAUCUCGGUAAACCCCGGAGCGCAGUCGUCUGAUUUCAGUGGAGUCACCAAAACAAGGCCUGAGAAUGUAGAAUCCAUCGCGUCACUGACUGAAAACCCAACCACCUUGGAUGUCACCUGGACUGAACCUGCUGGAAAGUUUGACUUCUACCAGGUUAAAUAUUUUGACUCCGAUGGCCGUGAAUUUCUUGGCAGUCCCCUACUUGAUGACAUUGAACUGCAGCACACCAUUCAUGGUCUUACCCCUGACAUGCCGUACCUGGUUACACUGUGGGUCAUGGCAUACAACAAUGAGAGAAAUGGCUACCUGGAGAGUGAAUAUGCAGUAGAGCGUGCAGCUCGAACUACACAAGUACUACCAGAUCAAGUUAUCAUCCAGGACUUUACCACAACAGAUAUCUCUAUUGUCUGGUCUCAUGCUGCUGGCACCAACCUGUACCAGCUGUAUGUCUAUCCAGAGGGUGAGCCAAGGCCAGACACCGGUGACAUAGAACCCGGGACCACCGCACUGCCGAACGAUCUGUUGUACCACACCUUCUCUGGUCUGUCGUCGGGCAUUCUGUAUAACGUAGACAUCAGCUAUGGUGGGCAGUUUUACAAUGCUCAGCAGAGAACAAACCCAGAACCUCCAGGUCCUCUGAUACUCUUGGGUUUCAGUUCCACCUCCCUCCGCUUCGUCUUCACCGAAGCUCCCGGAGCCCUCAGCCACUACGAGAUUUACUAUCGACCGAAGAAUGGACUACCUUCUUCUCCAUUUUCCAUCAGUCGAAGCCAACCCGAGAAUUUUGUCGUCGAAAAUCUGCUUCCAUCCACGGAAUAUUUUUUCAGGACUCUGAGCAUUUCAGAGAGUCCCAGUGUAACAAAGAGCAGUCGAAGUAUCAACUUUUUCACCACAAUUGCUGCCGUUCCAGCCGAGGUCAUUCUUAGGAGUGUAACCAUAAACUCCAUCGUUGUGACCUGGGGAGAAGUGGAGGGUACAACCAACCCAUACAUUGUAGACUUGUCGAGGGAUGCGGGUGCAGCCGAAGAGAUCACCGUUCCUCGGAACCAACCACUCUUAGCAGAAUUUACUGGCUUGGCCUCAGGUGACAAGUACACAGUGACAGUGUCUGUGGUUGGUGUGGCUGAUGGAGCGUUGACACUGAGAACGAUUCCCCGUGAGCCAAGCUUUGUGAAUGUAUUAGACAGCACGGCGACAACCAUCACCAUCGGCUUUGGCGACACAGCAGGAGCCACUACAUUCAACCUCUUUAGAAUAUCCUAUAGCACAGGUGGUGGACCAACCAUUGAGUCCGGCGAGGUUGGGCCAACUGUCAGUUCUUUCGUUCUAGAGGAUCUGUUCCCAGACACUUUGUAUGACAUCUACCUACAGACCGUAUCUAAUGAUGGGGGUUUUGAGACGAGCAGUGAAACAGUCUCUACUGCAGGAACUACAGGCGCUCUCACUCCAGGCGAGGUCAUCGUCCUUUCCUUCACAAGCACCUCGAUUGACAUCACGUGGGGAACGGGAGACGAUCUACCAGGCUAUCAAGAUUUCUUUCUCCAAAUCGACCCGCCUGCUAGCUCCAACCCGGUGGUCAACAGAGAAGGCCGUACAGCGACCUACAACGACCUUAGCCCUGGAGAGGAAUACACCAUAACGGUCACGUUGUUUGCCGAUACCAAUGUUGAACAGACUGCAGUGCAGAGAACAAUUCCUUUGCCAGUGACUAAUUUGGGAGUAACCGGCACUGCACCAGCGUCGAUCUCUUUUAGUUGGACUCCAGGAGGUGGCACUUUGACCUCUCAAGACCUCAGUGUGACCUCUGCUGACUCUGGCCUCCCGGUCAAUAUACCCACAAUCACGCUGGGAGCUGGCACCACAUCCUAUACUGUCACCGGCUUGGACCCCGGUCGCACUUACACCUUCAGACUGGUGGUGAAAGCUGGUGACCAGGAGAGCCAACCUGCCAGCAUUGACGGGAGUACAGAAUCCUUGAUUGAGGGGGAGAUCUUUGUGAAGAGCAUCACAGAGAGUUCUUUUGUCAUCGUCUGGGGAGAGGUACCGGGCGCCACUUUGUACUCGAUCACCAUUCCGGAGUUAACAGGGAUAAAUGACAACCAACUAGAGGCGGAGUUUGUUGGAGUGGAACCAGCCAUGGUGUACCCUAUCACCAUUGUGCCGCUCAUCAACAGCGUUCAGGGUCCUUCAUUUGGGAAAACUGUCCGAACAAAUCCUCUUUCCCCUGGUCUGGUCUCCCUAACCGAUCAGUCCCCAACAUCCCUGACCGUCUCCUGGAUUCCUGCCGCUGGUGCAAACUCCUUCGACUUCUACAGGGUAUCCAUCACUGAUCCCAGCGGUAAUGAAAACUUUGCCGAUCCGGUGUAUCCAUCAGAAUCCACUGAGCACACCUUCAACGAUCUGGAUCCAUUGACGGAUUACACUGCUACCGUGGUGACUGUGCUGGAGGCAGAUGCCAUGUUAAAUCUUGCGGAGCAGACAGGUGACACGACGCAGAGGAAAAUCUUCCAAACAGAUUCAAUCGCCGAUGCAAUGAUCAUUACCAGGGCUGUAACCACCACCUCGGUUACCCUCUUGUGGAAUGAGAUACCAGACGCCACCUCGUACCAGGUCUUCAUCGCCCCACCGGUUGGUUCUAAUCCCAAGACGGUCAUCCCAGCAGGUGGUAACACCGCUUCACUGGUCCUCAACAAUCUGUUCCCUGGCCGAGACUACCUGUUCACUGUUCAAGUCCGUCCGAGCGAGCUGGUGGACAACUUUGAGACCAGACAGCGAACGAAUCCUGAGUCACCACUACUACUCAGGGCAGACGCUCCCACAGCAACCAGCCUUCUCAUCAGAUGGCUGUCCCCCGUGGGUGUAGUGGACUCCUAUGAAGUCACAUACUCUCCGGCUGAUGGCACCCCAGAGCCCCCGUUCAGGAUCGAAGCCACAGAUCCACUUGAGCGCCGUGUUGAUAACCUCCGCCCUGGAACAGACUACACUUUCUUUGUCAAGGCUGUAGCCGGUCAGGACGCAAGGUUUAGGGAGAGUGUCCCUGUCCAAGCUGUGUUCCGAACAGCAACUCCUGAGGCUGGUGAGAUAAUCUGCCUCGAUUUUGACUCCACUUCCUUGACCGUUGGUUGGGGCCCGGUCGGUGGUACAUUCUUGGGUUACAAUCUUCGCAUUCGACCAGGGAGCAUCGCCGAUCAGAAUGUACCCCAGGAUGGUGAGCGUAUCGUCACCUUCAGUGGAUUGGUACCCGGAACAGAAUACACCAUCACAUUGCAUGUCAAUCAGAAUGAACGUGGAUCGCUCCUCAAGAGGACAAAGCCACUGCCCCCCACAGAUUUGGGAGUUGUUGCAGGCGAGGCAACAUCCACAUCAGUCUCCGUGAGUUGGAUCCUCCCCGGCGGAGUAUUUGACCUGUUUAAGAUUGAGUACAGCAUUGGAGGCGGCCCCAGGAACAGCGUCGAGUUCAUUGAACCCACCACGUCAUACACAUUAGAGAACCUACUGCCUGGUACCUCCUACGAUGUCUUUGUGACGACGGUCGCAGGGAGAGGGGCAACGUCAAUCGAGAGUGAUGCUGCUAGCUUUGAGGCUAGUACUGUUGCUUUCGGUGAUCUACAAGUCGGAGUCUUGGAUUUCACUGCAAACAGAAUCGACAUUGCUUGGGGUGCUGUUCCAGACCCAGCUGCCCUGUACAGUGUGACGACCGAACCGGCCGCCAUCGUGGAAGGUGUGAGUCAGAGCCAGCGGACAGCCUCUCUGGUUGGCCUGACUGCUGCUACAGAGUACAGCAUCACCGUCUUCCUUGCUGCUGGUGUCAACAAUCCAGAUAUGACGACGAUAUCACAACGCACACGUCCCAAUCCAGCCAGUAAUGUUAUGGUCAAACCAGAUAGUGAAGUGACCCCAGUGUUUCUGGUCAUCCAAUGGCAGCCAGCUGUUGGUCUGGUCAGUGGAUAUGACGUAUCUUACAGGGUGCAAGGAAGACAGGCAGAGAGUAUGGCUGGAUCCACCGACACCAAUACACAAGAGCUGAAGGUGACUGGUCUGGAUACCGGAGUCACUUAUGAUUUCAUUGUGAGAUCAACCAUAGAUACUGGACCAGACAAAGUCACUGGGGAACCUGCCCUUGGAUCAGGAACAACAGCCACCAUCAAUGAAGAUGAAAUCUACAUCGUCCAGGUCACAGAGAGCACCAUCAAGAUACGUUGGGGCCAGAACAGCAGUCCUGACACCCAGGCCUACAGCGUGGCCGUCAAACUACCCACAGCCGACAGCAUCCUUGCUCAGGAUCAGUAUGGACCUGAUGAAAAACUAGAGCACACGUUUGUGGAUCUGACUUCGGGAACACAGUACGAGCUCUCGGUUGAGGUGGUCCUUCUAGGCGAAGGGAUGAGGCCAAGAAACUCCAUUCUGGAGUAUACCAAGCCUGUGAGCCCCUUAGUUACCUCCGUCACCAACAAAUCCCUCUCAGUGGUCAUUGAUGUCCAGCCCCCUAGUGGCGGGUUCCUGCUCUUUGAGAUUGCCUACCGAGACAGCGACAACGUUCGCACUCUGGUCACUGAGGUCGCAACGAUAGGAGAAUACGAGAUCACUGGUCUGGAUCCCUCCUCCGACUAUGUGGUUGAAGUAUCCACCAUUGUGGGCACAGGGGCGGACAGACUAACAAGCCUACCAGCUCCAGUUGAGGUCACAACAGCUUCCAUUCCAAACCAGAAGAUUCUUGUUAGUGAUGUCCAAACAACAUCAUUGGAGAUACUCUGGACGGAGUCAGGCGACAUCACUGUUGAAAGUUACAGAGUGUCUACCAUCCAGCCCAAUGGAGAAUCAACAAUCUCCUUUGUUGUGCCGGCAGACAGAACGAUGGUCUCGGUGCGGGGUCGACUUACUGGCCUCGUACCUGGUAGACAGUAUAGUAUUGUUGUGGAAACUGUCCCUGCCACUGUGGAGCUUUAUGUUGUGCAAAGAACAAAACCUGAGAUACCAGGCGCAGUUAAUGUUGUUGCUGGUGACACGACCCCUACUAGUUUUCAUUUAACAUGGCUCCCUGCACCGUUCGAUUUGACAAGCUACACAGUUAGUGCUACAGGCCCCGAUGGUGUGGAAAUCGAAGUGGGUAGUGUGCCAUCGACUGAACAGAAUUUGGUAAUAGAUGGUUUGACAGCCAGCACAGUCUACACUCUGUGUGUCAGAGCAAAGGCUGGAAGUGGUGAACUGGCAACAGUAAGUGAGCCAUCCUGUACAGACUCAACAACAGCAUCUGUCAGAUUCACCACUGUCAUCGCCGACGACACAUUCAUCUACCUCAGCUGGGACGAUGAUCAGCCGGUAGCCAUCUCAGGCUACCGACUCAAAUUUGGAGUAGAGGGACAGGCACAAGAUGGUCUAGAAAAUCUGCCGGUGGACAACAGUCUGACGUACAGCCACACGAUCUCAAGCUUGGAGACUGGUACCCUGUAUCGGAUUGGGUUGUACCAAGUGCUGCUAGGAGGGGCAGAGAACUUCCAGAGUUCUGUUGUUAUUCGUACGAAUCCGGGUAUUCCUGAGAAUGUAGUCAUCCAAGAUGAGACUGCAAGUACGUUUUUAGUUGUAUGGCAUCCACCAUCCAGCGGCUUGUAUGAGAGCUUUGAGGUGUCUUAUGACUUGGACACAGCGGCCUCGUUCAAUCCAAUUGAGGUGGUUGUCCUGCCGGGGACUGACAGGAAUUAUCUUGUUGCUGGGCUGACGUCUAACACAAUGUACCGGGUCAGGCUUCGAACUGUGUAUGGUCUGGCGAGAAGCAACGCUGUUGCUUCUGCUGGAACUACAGCUCUUACUGGAUUGAAUCAACUCUACUUGACGACUGUCACUAGAACCUCUAUAGCUGUUGGCUGGGUGCCCUCACCUUCCAUUUCUUAUUCGUUGCAACUCACUAACCAAGACACUGACACUACAAUCGCCACUAGUGGAGGCUUGGGGGUGGUAUCGGGUCUGUACCCCGGCACAGAAUACACGCUGACACUGAAUCCAGGCUCACUGUCAAUGGUUACCACUCAUACAGUUCCGCUACCCACGUGUGACAUCGGUUUAACUCGCAGCACUGCUCACACGCUAGACUUCGCCUGGUGUCCUCCAGAAGGGACACUGUGGGACUCAUUUGACGUAACCUACAGCCCCAGCGAUGGUUCUCUUUCCCAAGUCGACCCAACGGAACUCACUGUUGAACUCAUCGGCUUGGACGCUGCCAAGGAGUACACCUUGUCUGUGGUGACCGUCAGUGGGAAUCAGAGGAGUGAACCAAGAACACUCUCCGCCUUCACAGCGGCAUCCUCGCCAGGAGAAAUCACCAUCGUGGAUUGCACCACCUCAUCUAUUACCCUAAUGUGGGGGGAGAGCCCGGUGGGUUCAGGGUACAUCAUCAGUGCCUUACCCGUUAGUGGCGGUCAGCUUCAGGCCUUGACGUUCUCCCUGGGUACCGACACUGCUACCUUCAACAACCUGACACCUGGGACACGGUACAGGAUUGUGCUUCAGAUUACCGGGACGCAAAUGCCAACGACCCAGGUGGAAAAGUACACCAAACCUAAUCCGCCAACGACGCCCACCUUAGUCACUGCAACCCAGACCAUGAUUUCCGUUGAGUGGGGUUCGGCCACCGGCUUCUUUGACGGGUACCAAGUGUACUUCUUCACCGGUACCGAACCGGAAGAGCUGUUCGAGAAUAAAACCAGAAUGGAAAGUCGAUCCACAAUCGACGAACUACUGCCUGCCACAGACUACACCAUUCGUGUCUACUCUGUUGUCGGGGAUGGCGUACGAAGUGAACCUGCCAUGGCAGAUUUCAGAACAGGUGAUGACAUCUUAAUGUUCACCAAGCUUGGCGAUAGAAGCAUCCGGGUCGACUGGCCAACUCACAUCCCCGGCAGUGACUUUGGCAGUUAUGACAUUGUAUAUACACCUCUCGAGGGCACUGAGGUGGCAUCAUUAGGCAAGACUACUCAGCUCAAUAACCUCACUCCGGGGCGGCCAUACAGCGUCUCUCUCUACGUUGUUACCAGCAGUGGUGACCGUCAACUUACCUCCACCGCCACGUACACGCUGCCUCCUGUUGGUCCGACAAUAGAGAAAACGGUCUUUACACCUUCCACUGUCUCUUUCGACCUGAGUCUCUUCUUCCCUGGGGUUUACGAUGACCUUAUUGUGACCUUGACACCUUCAACAGCUGGUGCUGGAGCAGGAACAACUCUUUCUCUUGAGAUAGUCCUGCCACCCGACGCAUGCCCAACUGUGCUAUUCACCGGUUUGGAACCCUCCUGCACCUAUGAUGUAUCAAUUAUUCUCCAGAGUGGGCGCCUGACUGUAUCCGAGCCAGUAACGACUACUUUCACCACCGCUCCUCUGCUGGCCAACACAGUCUAUAUCAACGAAGUGACGACAAACUCAAUCCGCAUCCUUUGGGGAGAUUUUGGAGGCGGAUUCACAGAGUUCCUGAUCCUCGUUACUCCAUCUCCACUCGGUUCGGGAUCUGCGAGGAACGUGCCGAGGGAAACCAGUUCCCUAGUGAUUACCAACCUUCAGCCUGCCACACAGUAUGAGAUCAAUGUUAGGCCGAUUGGAGAUGGACUCACCGGGUUCACCGUGAACUCUUUCACCAAACCAUCAACCCCGGACGGGCUGUACUUCCUCGACCAGGACACCGACAGCGUGACCAUUGCCUGGGGUUCAGUCAUACCCCCAGACCAAUACCUCGUCUGCUACUCGCCCAGUGGUCUGCCUUCUGUACCAGUGCAAAGUAACAACACACUGGAAUUGACUAGUCUGGACCCUUCACUAGAGUAUAUUAUCAGCGUUGCGUCAUAUGCCGGUGACGAUUUAGGCCGUGUGCUGAGUGACAAAGUCACUCGUUACAUCCGCCUUGAUGAUGGCCUUCCAGGCGACAUCAAUGUGACCGAGGUCACGACCUCCAGCAUAGCAAUAAGCUGGACUGAAUCCACCGUGCCCAUCACCAACUACGAGGUGCAAAUUGAGGAAGUCGCCUCGGGCAACCGUCUGCCGGGAGCAACCGUCACCAAUCCCCCGUUUACGCACAACUUCCAGAAUCUGUCGCCAGGGGUGAACUACCGGAUCAAUGUCCACUUCACUGGCACUGACCCACUGGUUACCAGGACACUUGAACAGCGCACCAUUCCAAGUACACCUGGCCCAAUCAUCAUUGGCAACGUUGAUUCCUUAUCAAUUGCAAUCACCUGGCUGCCAGCACAAGGCCUCUUCAACAAUUAUCGAGUCUACGUUCUGGACAAUGAUAAUACUGUACAGAGGCUGGCUGGUGUGGUACCACAGACGGAGGUCCGUUCAUUCACCAUAGACAACCUACAGCCGGAUACCAGUUAUACCAUCAGCGUAACGACGGAGAGCGGUAUGGUGGGUAGUCUCACCGAGAGUACACCGAGAGAGAUCGUCCAAACAACAAGUGCUAUUGGGGAGUGUGACAUCCUAGUUGUGGCAACGACUACAGACUCUAUGAUGCUUGAGUGGGGAACGUGCCCUGGUGCCACUGUAUACUACCUGGAUCUUGUCCCAGUUCCUGCUGGCUUCAUCCAGAGGCAGAUCCUCAGCUCUCAGCCUCGUGAGGCAACACUGGCUGGCCUGCUACCGGGCACCAAGUACACGGUUCUGCUGCGCAUCAGUACGAGCGACGAACCUGUCAGCACGGCAACUUCUUACACAGUGCCAGAGGCACCCAUACUUACCGUCACGCCAGAUGUCACACAGUUGGCUCUCUCGUGGUCGACCCAACCCCAGCUCUCGACAGAGAUCUUCCUACUGAGUCCCGACGAGACCACCCCAAGCCUUGUCCAGACGGUGUUCUCUGGAGUAAAUGCCUGGACCAUCUCGGGGCUUCUUCCUGCUACGCCAUACACUGUGAGCGUCGUUAAUGUUGCUGGUGCGGGGGAGGCUGCAAAAAAGAGUGAGCCGGCUGUACAGAUGAGAAACACAGAUUCCUUGCCACCCUCUUCCCUUGUGGUCCAGUCCUGUGGAGAUACUUGGGUGAAUCUGAUCUGGCCCGCCUCCGCUGUGGUUGAUUUCUUGGGUUACAUCAUCAACACUGAGCCGGCACCGACCUCGUCUCAGGGCGUCCUGUUUGUUCAGAGGCCCACCGUCACAGCGAACAUUACCGACCUACUUCCUGGUACAACAUAUACCUUCAAAUUGUCCAUCAGCUUAGGUACCAACGCGAAUACUGAGCUUGGGGAAGUGACCAAAACCACAAAACUUUUCCCGCCUCGGCUGUUGAGAGCAAGUGCCAUCACCACAUCAUCCCUGACCCUUAACUGGCUAGCUCCAGCCGUCGGUAUGAUAGACUCAUAUUUCCUGCACUACCAGCCGACGUCUGUCUCUCUGCCAAUCGUUGUGGAUCCAGACACCCUAGACUAUCAGCUGAGUGAACUUAGCCCUGGUCAAGAAUACACCUUUUUACUGAGCGUCUACUCGGACUUAGCUGGAGAGAGUGCGACGAUAGAAGUCAAGGCAACAACAGUUCAAGCAGCCAUCGGCGAGAUCAUCAUUCUUGACUCCACGCCAACAUCCAUCUCCCUGACAGUUGGUCAGGCAGACGCCAAUCUGGCUUUCACCUCCUACAUGGUGACUGCUGCAGACCAGGACGGAAACCCUGUGGCAGAGGCGUCGAUCUUCCCGACGGAUCCCGACCUACGGGUAGAGCUGACUGGUCUGUCAUCGGCCACUCUCUAUGAUAUCAGCGUUGUAUUGGUCGGCUCAGAUGUACAGACUUCUACCCAACACUUAACAAGCCCACUUCCAGUGAGGAACCUCAUGGUGCUCCCCGGUCCAACCUUCCAAUCCAUCGGAAUCAGCUGGGAUGCAUCGCUAAGUUCGGUCAUCACUUACUACGAGAUAUUCAGCAUAAGAGGAGAGAAUGCCCCCAGAAUGUACCAGGGACGGGUCCUGCCUGAUCAGCUUACUGUCUUCACAGUCGACGGGCUCAACCCUAAUACUUUGUAUUCCAUUGAGGUGUCUGCUGUGGUUACCAUUGGUGGAAUAACGGAGAGGAGUGAUCCACGCCUGACACAGGGAGUGACAGCUGCCCUUCUUGCGAAUCAGCUCUCUUUCCGAAACAUUGAAGACACGUCCGUGGAAGUACUGUGGGGAGAGACAGACCACGCUAACGCUGUACGCUACACGGUCGUUCUUAACCCUCAAGGAUCCAAUGAUAUCAAGGCUGGUCAGAGGCAAGUCGGUGAAGAUCCAGUGCUUCCGUUUAGCGAUCUGAUUCCAGGAACCACCUAUGACGUCACUUUGACGGUGGAAAUCCCUGGCAAUGACGGAGCCACCACAACGAGCGAUUUCCUAACAAAGCCCAGUCCACCAGGCCCCAUGUUUGCCAGUCCGUACACCACCCGCAUCAGACUGGUAUGGACGGCACCCGCUGGCAAUUACGAUGGGUUCAAGCUUUCCUAUGAGCAGGACGGUGGGUUGGCGGAAGAGAUUCUCCCAAGCACCAGACUGAACUUUGAGGUAGAGUUCCUGUAUCCGGGCACACCGUACACCUUUGAGCUGGUAACGCUAUCUGGUGUAGUGGAGAGCAACCCUAUAUCACAAACGUUUAGAACAGCGAGUGUGGGAACCCUGGAUAUUGUGGUCCUCUCCCUCAGCACUGACUCCAUCGAGGUUGUCUGGUCAUCGGACCCUGAGGCUCUGUCAUAUUUAUGGACUAUUGAGACAGAUUCCGGAGUCAUGGCGACUGAUACAACAUCAGUAACCAACCAAAUGUUUGAUGGUUUAACACCUGGCAGGGAAUACACAAUAAAUGUCAAGUCACUCUUCAACAGCGGUUCAAACAUGAACAACAUUGACAAAAAUACUUUGGUCCAGAGAACUUUACCUCAGAUCCCUCAGUUUGCAGCAGGCGGAACGGAGACAGGGCCACUGCACCUGAUCGUCCACUGGAUCUCUCCAGUUAUCGGUGAAUACUCGGGUUUCCGUAUUAAUUACGGAAUCAGUGAAGCCGAACUGGUACCUGUAGAGUUGGGUGCAGAUGAAGUUUCCUACAGAAUUGAGAACCUGAUCCCGUCCACGAGAUACAUCAUCAAGCUGCAGACGAUUACCGGUGCCCAGGAUGGCAAGGAAUACAGUGCUGAAAUAGCAACAACGGCCACAACAGAACCAGUGCCAGGGAAUGAGAUUCUUGUCAGGGACUACACGACAACGACUAUAUCCAUCCUGUGGGGUGCUGCUACCGGCAAUGUCAGGUCCUACUUACUGUUCAUUAGUCCCAUCGAUGGCACCGAGCCACCCAAUGCGAUUGCUUCGGAGCAGACUGAACACACAUUCCUAGGUUUGACACCAGGGAACGAGUUUUUGAUAGAACUGAUGGCACAGUAUGACACUGAAUUAACUCCCCUCGCUACAACUCGCCAACGAACAGCCCCAGUGCCACCCAGGUUCCUCAUGGCUCAAACAAUUGGGACGCUAGAUCUCACCAUUAUGUGGGCCGCCCCACCCUUUGGAUACUUUGAUGACUACAUGCUGUCCUACCGUGAGCAGGGCUCCCUCAAUCCAACCAGUCAGGUGCUGGAUAAGACGGCCAUCUCGCACAAGUUGCAAGGCCUGCUUCCAAAUACACCGUACACACUGGAACUGGUAGCCCGUUCGGGCACUGGGGAUUCUGCUUCGCAGAGUGAAGCCAUCACGACGUCGGUAACCACAGAGAGUAUAUCCCCACUUGUGGUUCAAGUAUCUGAGGUCACCACUAGCUCUAUAUCAUUGAUCUGGGGAGCGUCCAUCAUGCCGAAUCUAGCACUUUACAACCUGAGGGUGAGUCCAGCCCCACAGGUGGGUCAGAGUACGAAGCUUGUGAGUGCGGACUUGACAACAACUACUAUUCCCAACCUCCUAUCGGCAACGGAGUACACCUUCGAGUUGCAGUCCAUUUUCCUGGACAGUCAGGUCAUGGAAAACUCUCUGCCAAUCAAGCAAAAGACAAGUCCUGAACCACCAACUUCUUUAGCAGCAAACAAUCAGGCUGCAAUCUCAGUGGAUCUUACAUGGGUAUCUCCAAGUGGGGAAUUCGACGAGCUUGAGGUUUAUUACUUCCCUACAGACGGAGCAAGACAGAUCUUUGCCAACGUGCCAAGGGAUGCACCAAGUACACUGACAGUGAAUGGUCUGGACCCAGGUACCACUUACACUAUAGGGAUAGUCACCAUCAUUGACCCAGGCACGGACAAAGAACUCAAAAGUGUCACCGCUGAAGUGCCAGCAACCACGUUGCAACUUCCAGAGGCCACAAUUUCCAUCGUUGACUUUACCUCAACAUCCAUAUCUGUCGCUUGGGGUGUGGUCACUGAUCCUGCGGUGACUCAGUACCAGCUUGUGGCCACGCCCAUCAUUGACGGCCAAUCAGGAACACCAAUCCCUGCCUUCUAUCCAGCCAUUGCAUCCCCGCGGCACACCUUUGUUGGUCUGACGCCAGGAACUCUGUACCAGAUAUCUUUGACUGCUAUUGGGAGUGAUCCAUUAUUAACUGGUGAAGCUGAACAAACGACCAGUCCUGAAGCGGUCCAGAACUUAUUCCUAAGUGACGCCACCUUGACGACCCUGACAGCCACCUGGCUGGGUCCAUCCAGCUACUUUGAAAACUUUGUUGUAGUCGUGUCUGAGCCAGGCUUGGCUCCUAUCCAGGAAAUCAGCCUCAAGCCCACCGAGAUUCGUCUGUUGAUCGAGAACCUCCAACCGGGCACAGAGUACCUCGUCGAGGUCUUCGUGACAGUUGGAUCGCCCAAGCUGAGGAGUGAGCCUCUCGGCAGGACUGAAUCUACUCAAUCUCUUUUACCUCUGGAACUGAUAGUUCCGAGUAGAACAACAACGAGCCUGGAACUCUUGUGGGGCCAGUCCAGCAAUGAAGCGAACAUCCUUUACCAGGUUCAGGUGGCCGGCCAUUCUACGGACUUCUCCAACCUAGAAACAGUAAUCAUCGACGACCUGGUCCCCGGUACCCUGUAUGACAUCACUGUACUGACGGUUGCGACUCCAGUCACAGAAGGGUCUAUUCAAGCUCGAACCAAUCCAGAUCCCGUGACCGCCUUGACAGUGGUGGAUACCACUGACAUGUUCCCCACCGCCACCAGUGUCCCAAUCACAUGGACAGCGCCCUCUAAUGUCGGCAUGUUUGACGGCUUCCGCAUCUUUUACAAGUCAGCUGACCUCACCGUCACUGAAGUUGCAAUCGUCUUUGCCGACGUGGACACAUACAUUGUCACCGGACUGGGUGUCGGCCAGACCUAUACCAUCUGUGUGCAGGCAAUUAGCGGGAGUGAGACCAACUUUGAGACACGUAGCGAGCCACGCAAUGUUGUAGCCACCACUGAAUCCCUGCCGGUCCUCUCCGUUGAAGUUGCGGAGGUUACAACAUCGUCUAUCGAUAUCGUCUGGGGACCUCUUGGCACUGAUGACUUUCCUGCUGCAACUGCUUACUCGGCCACUAUUCGCACCGAGUCCGAUGCCGUUAUACGCAGGAUCAAUAGCCAACGAGGUCAACCAACCAUUGCUGCCUUCAGUGGUCUGAACUCAGGAACCCUCUACAAACUUCAGGUAGUCCUUAAUGAUGCUUCAAGCCAGUCGGAUGUUAAACUCCAGUAUACAAGACCUAGUGCACCAGUCAGCCUCAGGGUAUCCAGUGUGACGGCAACCAGUGCGACCCUGGAUUGGCUGUUAGCCCAAGGCAAUCUGGACAUCUACAGCGUGCAGUUCACGGCCGAGGGGUCACCGACACAGAGCAUGACCUCAGUCUUGCCGUCGAUGACGAGCAUCACCCUGGACAGCCUGGAGCCAAACACGAUGUACACUGCAAUCGUUAAGAGCACAGUCGGCGAUCAAGCACUCACUGUCUCAAGCACUGAGCUUCGGGAAACGUUUACUACAAAAGCGGCACGACUGACAGUGCUGUUUUCAGACACCACUACAAUAAACGUUCAGUGGUCGGCCGAGGUCUGGACGUUCGACAGCUACCAGCUGGCCUACACUCCAUCAGAUGGUGACAAAGACUCCCCUCUGGUCAGCGGGAUUGACGUCCGGCAAGCCAUACUCACGUCCCUAACGCCGGGUCAGCUGUAUACUCUAGAGCUUUACUCAGCAGUAGCUGCUACUGGCAUCACAAAACUGUCAGAUUCCACAAGAGUGGUGACUGAUCCCGAGUCGACCCAACUACGUUCCUCGCUGCAGACUUCCUCUUCGAUCUCCCUGGAGUGGGAUGCGCCCUCUGCUGGCAACUAUGACGGUUACAAAAUCCGCUACGCCGACCUCGCCGGUGAUGUAGGACGAACACCAAGUCCCACCACGCGCAGUCGCAACGACCCAAGAGAGUUCGUCCUCCGUGGUUUGGACCCAGCCACCUCAUACACUGUCACCAUUAACGUAUUCAGCCAGUUCGGAGACUUGAUUAAAGAGAGCAUUCCGGCGGAACUGACUGUCAAUACAGAAUCUGCCCCUCCAGCAAGCUUGACUGUUACUCUGGUGGAGACACAUCAGAUUACGGUCCGCAUUAACCCAGCUACGGGGUUGUUGACUGGGUACAUGGUCAGAGUAGUGGACGCCAACAAUGUGGAGAAAGCUGAUGAAUUUCUGGAUACAAAUGCACGUAGUUAUAAUGCUAUGGACUUGAUACCUGGCGUGCAGUAUACAUUCACCUUGAGCAUCGUUGGCCAAACAACAGAUGACUUCGUCGUCACACAGUUUACAAUUCCAGAAGCAGUUGCUGUGGAUUCUGUUGUGUCGUCUAGUACUAUAGAAUCAGUGGACCUAAGCUGGGACCCUGUGGAACCUGCACAGGCUGGAUACGCUGUUGCCAGCGGUUACCGGGUUACCUAUGAGCCCCAGGAUAGCGCCCAGGAUCCGAUUGUAGUCACAGAUCUCCUUGCCCCAUCGGCCACCAUUGAAGGACUACAACCUGACACUGAAUACACCUUUAACAUUGUGACCUUUGUUGGUGAAGGAGAGUUAGAGGAGAGCAGUCCACCUACACCCGUCAUAGUAACAACAGCCAUUCCCGGCCCAGCAGAGAUUCUACUUGUCAACGUUCAAGAGACUUCAGUAACCUUCAGCUGGGGCGUGACGGUCUACCAAUCAGCAUCAGGGUAUGAGUUAAGUAUUGGAUACCCCAACACCUUGGCCCGUCUGCAAACAACCAACGUCGCAGUGGAUUCCACGAGGGAACACACAUUCUCCGGACUCCUGCCAGGAACACGCUAUGUCCUUUACGUGGACGUGACUGGGAUUGGCGGCUUGGAAAGCAACACUAGACCAUUCCGGGCAAUCGCUGCUCCUCCACGGAACCCCCAAGUUGCCGAGGUCAGCCAGUCCAGCAUCACUGUGGUCUGGGAUGCUGCGGUCAGUGAGGUCAGCGGCUACGAAGUCUCCAUCUCAGAGUCCAACGGUCCACCCAGCGUGGUGGCUUCCCGAGGCGUCAAUGUGCUGUCGGUGACGAUCGAACAACUCAACCCAACCACGGAUUACAUUGUGUACAUUCGCACUUUGGCCGGGCUCGGCAUUGAUCAGACGAGAAGUCGCCCUGCAUCUAUCAGUCAAACUACAGGUGACGUUUUGAUCACGGUAGUUCCGAUUGCCGACACCACCAUCAGCGUCUCGUGGGUGCCGAGCAACAACCCAAUCACCGAGUACCAGUUUAUCUAUGACCCGCCCAUCUCCGCUGGGGAUUCGUCAAGCAGCAUACCGAUCUCUAACAACCCGAUGAAGCGUCUGGAUGGACUCACACCGGGCCAGAACUACAAACUCAUUGUCAACACAGUUGACGCAGCUGGUACUAUAACACCAUACGCCAAGGAAUCUUUUAGACUCAAACCAUCAUCUUUGACUACAAACGAUAUCGCUGUUUCGCCCAACUCCCAUGGAGCCACCCUCGGUAUCGAUCUGCAAGCUGCUCUGGCAGGCAUUCUGGACAGGAUCAGAUUCAUUCUGGACAACAUUUUAAGUGGCGCUGGAGCAGGCACUCCCCUGAUGGUUGAGGUGACGCUUCCUGUAGACGCCUGCCCUCAGAUCGUCUUAACAGGCUUGGAACCGGGCACUGACUACAUCGUAACACUUAACACCAUCAGUGUUGAUGAGGAGAGCACAACGGUCCAGAUCCCGUUCACGACAGAUCCUGCCGUACCGGGAGAACUAGUCAUUGGAGACAUCACCGAGACGGAGAUCGAUUUGUACUGGGAGCCACCAACAGGUGCCAAUCCGACCAUCCUGAGUUGGUCAUCGGACAAUGCGCCUUCGAAUUCAGUGUCGCUAGCCAACACUAUCAAGGAGUACACUGUGACGGGACUCUCACCAGCUACUCUGUACUCAUUUGAUCUCACAACUUCCGCCACUGACAUUUUUCAGAUAAUGCAGUAUACAAGACCCUUGGCGUUGCCCGCUCCGCCCACAGUGGAUGUUAAAACCGACACACUGAUCACUGUGUCAUGGCAGCCCUCACCUGGAGCUGAUGGAUAUGAGUUGUGUUACGCUUCUGAGGGUCAAAGGGACACCAUUAUGUUGACUGCAAGCGAUUUGACCUAUGACCUGACCCGCCUUCAGCCCGACACACGGUACAUCAUCAGUGUUGCAUCAACGGUGAGAACUGGAGCUGCUAAGGUUCUGAGUCAAAAGGAGACAAUCACAGCCACAACAGAAAUGGAUACAUCUAUUUCAAACGCAUCGUCGUUGCAACUAGGAAGAGUCACUGAGCAAUCUGUUAUGUUACUCUGGAAUGCCCCAGAUGUGAGCAACUUUGAUACAUAUGAGCUGACGUACUCCCCAGCGGACAUCGGUAGUCCUUCAUCACCGGUCACCAUCCCUAAGGAUUUCACCCAAGUGGAGUUGACAGAGCUGAUGCCAGGAGUGAACUACCAGUUUUUCCUACGGACUGUGAGGGGCUCAGGUCCGACCCUGGAGAUGGGUGCAGAUUUGACUCUUGAUGUUAUAACUAGUUCAGGUACCUUCGCCGUCCUGACCGGUUCGGUAACCGAUUCCGUCAUCGAGUUGACGUGGGGGAGCCCUCCUGCAACGGCGACCGAAAUAGAAGUGUCCUACUCACCUUCACAAGGCGACACACCAAACCCCAGUUUCAGAUCGGUUGGUAUUGGGUUAUUCCCGUUCCUGGUUCUGCGUGGACUGACUGCUGAUACUGACUACACAGUCACCAUUAAGGCUAAGGUCGGCAACACUGAAUUGGCUUCAAAUGAUGCAGUCAUCCACACACGAUUGCCUGCACCACCUCUUCCCACUGUAAGCUCCAUCUCUGCAACAACCAUAGUUGCUGGCCAGUCACCACAAGAUGGUCAGUUCCGGAUGGUAGUCCGCUUGCCCUCAGUCAACGGUGGCGGCCUGGAGGUCACCAGCCCGGCUACCGGCAUCCAAGAUGGCUGCUCAAGGAUUCCGUUCCGAGAGCUAGAACCCUCCACAUUUUACGACCUUGUGUUGGUGUACACUAUUAACGGUGUGCAGACAGUGGAAGCAGUGAAACGCUUCCAGACAGCACCUUCAGUUCCACUUGCCUUUGACCUCGUGGACGUUUCAACAACCACCAUUACCUUGUCAUGGCAGCCAGUUAUCGGUGACUUCACAAACUAUCUAGUGACAUACAGCCCCGAGGGACCCAUCAACCCAGCAGCCACGACCGUGUCCAGGACGGACCUCAGGGUGAUUCGGUUGCAAGGUCUCACCCCCGGCACUCGGUACACCAUCAAAGUCAUUCAGCAAGGGGGACUGGUACCUCUCGAGAACACUGUCGUCCAACCCACACGACCCAACACUCCCAACCGCCUCAGGGCCACUGACGUCACCAAAGAUGGGAUGACCAUUGCGUGGGAUCAGGCAAGUGGGGACCUCGAUGGCUACAUGAUAUGCCACUAUCCUCAGGGAGCUGUCUCCACUCCGCUUGACAAUGGCCUGACUAGACAGAUCAGACUGAGUGGCCUGGAAGUCUUCACCACCUACUAUGUCAAGGUGUUUUCAUAUCUGGGAACGCUGGAGAGUGAUCCAGCAACCCUCCAGCAAACUACAGUGGAAGCUGACCCUGGUGACCUGCGGAUUGAAAGCUUUGAUGAGACCAGUAUUACUAUCAACUGGUUCACUGUCUCUACAAUCAAUGAUUACCGUCUGCGGAGGACGAAACUGGACGGAACAGAUGAAGUGGUGUUUGACCGAAUCGGUGAAACCGAUCGAAAUCCUCGGUUCACCUUCAACGGUCUGGUGGCGGGGGAGGAGUACAUCAUCUAUGUCGAUCCUGAGGGCCCUGGAUACGGUGAACAGUCAAGGAACCAAAGAACAAGACCAAAGCCCCCACCAAAUUUCCGGGUCACUGACACCAGCGACAUUCAGAUAACCGUGGAGUGGGACGCGGCGCCGUCAAGCAUAGUCCAUCAGUACAUGUUGACCUACGACCCUCCCACUGGACAACCAGCCUCGCCCAGUGUGAUCUUUCCCUUUGAAGAGCGCCUGCGCACAAUCACAAACUUGAUGUCGAAUACGCAGUACACUUUCACCCUGGUGGCCGUUUCGGGUACCGUGAGUGGGCAGAUUGAGACAACAAGCACGCCUGUUACUCUACGAAAUGUGACCCCAUUAUCCCUGGAGGUGAUCUCCUACACCGACACCAAGAUCAAUAUCCAAUGGGACGCUCUGAUUGGUGGCACAUUCGACCACUACCAGAUCAGCUACACCCCGUACAUACCUCGUCCUGAGACCAUCGCUUCUCCUCGCAGCGUCCCCAAGGACUUUACCCGAGAGUUGGAGCUGUAUGGCUUGGACCCUGGACAGGAGUACACCAUCAAGUUGGUGACGGUUUACCGCGGUGUGGUCACGUCUGACGCAAUCAGCGUCACUAGACAACGUCUGGUGCCGAGCAUGAUUUCUGGCAUCAGUGUGCUAAACACCACGUCUAGCUCAAUAAGCAUCUUCUGGAGUAAUGCCGGUGGUGUCAGGGAUAGCUACGAUGUCACUCUAACACCUGCAGGCAAUGGGCUGCCAACAAUGCAAAGGAGAGAUGCUGGAAGUGGGACCAUUCAGGUGGCAUCAUUUACUGGACUCAAUCCUGGUGGUUUGUACACAGUGUCAGUCGCAACGAGGAGCGGAGAAUUGACUAGUGAGCCAGCGGAGCGACACGUUGCAACACGUCCACUUCCACCCUCCAAUGUAAGAGCUGAUGUAACCGGAGCAGGGACAACUAAUGCACAGGUCACUUGGGAACCCCCAGCCAGAGUUACCCAGCCUAUUAGUGGAUACCGUAUAGACCUUAUCCCGGAUGACUCCAGGCAGUUUCCUCAAGAUUUCGCAUCGACAGUAAGGUCUGCAAUAUUGGGACCUGGUUUGGUACAGGGACGCAUCUAUUCCGUCAAGGUUUGGGCCAUCAUAGAUCCGCCAUUUGUGGAUCCAGCCACCAGCGAUUAUGCUGUAGCUAUGUUUGCCACAAAUCCAUCCUCGCCCGCGUUUGCCGUACCCGACAUUGGCGCCAACUUCAUCAUCCUCAAAUGGUCCAAGUCCCCAGGAGAGGUGACCCUCUAUGAGAUAGACUACUCGCCUGUAUCCAGCACCGGGGUCAUUCCACCGAUACAGGUCCCCAGCACCUCCCUGCCUCAGUCUACUUUCGGUGGACUGAGUCCCAGCACGGAUUACACGUUCACUAUUAAAGCUGUGAGUCGACAAACGUUUGUUGCUGCGUCCGGGGUUCAGACUGUGGAGAAAGAGAGCGAUGAUGUCACCACUGUGUACAGAACACUCCCACAACCCCCUCGCAAUAUUCGAGCAACUGAAGUCACACCGACAUCGAUUGCCCUGGAGUGGGAGGCUGGUUCAUUUGGGGCUAACAGUUACCAAGUGACGUGGCAGCUGGAAGGUACUAGUUCUCCCAGCGCCCCUGUGACAGUAACAACUACGAGCUACACCAUAACUAAUCUCAUACCCUACAAGUCGUACGACAUAUCUGUGGUCACCGUUGUAGCACAGUUGAGGAGUGUCUCGAGUGACCUGCGGCCGAGAACACUGGCAACCAAUCCCGGAGAACCCAGGGAAUUCAGCGUCGUUAAGACAAGCCCAACGACUGCUCUGGCUACUUGGUACCCACCGAGGUUUCCAAAUGGCAUUCUCUUAUCUUAUAAUCUGACAAUCGCCGGCCUUGUGGAUGCUGGCUCACCCCGUCUGAUAAUCAUAAGAGCAAACAAUGAUCCAAACACCCUUCAUACCUACAUGAUCAACGAACUGGAUGUCGGUAAUGCAUUUAGAUUUAGUCUGUCAGCUAAUAACAAUGUUGGAAGCAGCACAACGUUAGAAUUCCCGGCCACUUUGGAGUUCCCUGAAACUGCACCACCUCAAACAUCCCAUAAGCUUGGCAUUUCACAGAAUGUGAUCCCAACUGGAAAAACUGUCCCCAUUCAGCUGUCCAGUCAGAUGUUUAGCCAGAAGUACGGACCAAUCAUCGAGUACGCUGUCUUGGUCGCAGAAACAACAAUAGACAACACCUUCUUUGGGCAAGUUGGUUCACCGGAGAACACCUGGGCGUCGGUUCAAGGCACCUACCCAUGGCUACCUUACCGUGCCUCUGCACCAUCCUAUAAUCCCUUCAUCAAUGUAUUCAGGCUUAAGAAACGACAGACAGACGCAACAUUCGCUGACUUCACUGUGGGUACUGAUCUACGAUGUGAUAAGUCACUGGUGGAGGAGUAUUGCAACGGACCCCUUAUGCCGUACUCAACCUAUCAGUUUGCUGUACGCGCUUACGGUGCUGAUGGGAAUUACACCGACACAUUAUGGUCAGAGCCGGUCAUGACUCCAUUCGACGUGACGUGGUUCAUCUAUCCCCUCGUCGGCAUGUUGGUUCUAAUCAUCCUUAUUCUCAUCGUCUUCGGCUGCAUGUGGAGAGGAUGCUGUGGCGAUCCUUCCAGUAACGCCAUGUAUGAGGAUCGUAGCAUACUGAUCGAGCCAGUCAGACGGCCCUCUCCUAGCGCAAGCUCAGUCUCAAGGACAAGACCAGUCAAGGAGAACCCAUAUGAGAAUGAUAACAUGCGCAGUACCACCAGCAGGCCUGUGGCAGUCUCCAAAUUUGGUCAACAUGUUUCCCGUAUGUCUGCCAACAGUAACAAACUGUUCAGCGUAGAAUAUGAGUCACUGCAAUUUAAUGGAGCUGAUGCAUCAAAGAAAAUAUCCAAGUUUCCUGAGAACAUGAACAAGAAUCGCUAUCGCAAUAUUUUGCCAAACAACGACUUCCGUGUGAAAUUAAGGGAGAGUGAAGACGGGUCAGACUACAUCAAUGCCAGCUACCUGAGUGGACUUAGUACGGACAACGAGUACAUUGCAACGCAAGGCCCACUCCCAAAUACCAUGAUCGACUUCUGGACUAUGGUUUGGGAGCAGAAAACUACCUCCAUCGUCAUGGUCACCAAUCUAGUGGAAAACUCCAGGGUGAAGUCUGAGCAGUACUGGCCCAAUGACAACGAUGAGCAAGAGUAUGGUGAGAUCCAUAUCACCCACAUCAACACCGUCACUAAGCCAUCAUGGACCAUCAGAAAGUUUGAAUUAGAGAAGGAAGGGCAGACACGAUUGGUGACUCAUUUCCACUUCAGAUCCUGGGGAGACCACGGUGUGCCGACCACUCCGGAUCCAAUGCUGUUCUUCAUGCGUUCAUUCCAAAAUCAAGUGGCAUCACCCAACCCUGUAGUGGUACACUGCAGUGCCGGAGUCGGACGAUCAGGAACCUUUGUCACAUUGGACAUCUUGCUGCGUAGUCUUGACAGUGAGGCUCAGUUCCUGGAUGUGUAUGGCACUGUGGCAAACAUGAGGCAAAGCCGUUGCCACAUGGUGCAGACCGAGGACCAGUACAUAUUCAUCCACAAGGUCUUGCUGAAAGCCAUCCAGAACCCAAACAUGCAAGCUGAUCAUUCCUUUUCUGGAAGGAACAGGAGCCAGGACGAUGACAUGACGAUCGAUGAGAGCAUUUUCGAUGCUUAGUGAGGACUAGGUUACAAUGGCUUUACCGCCAUACAUGUAACUUGAUCACCAUCAACCUAAUAACCUGCGCGUACCCCAUCACAUAAUGUGUGAAUUGAAUAUUGAAGCAGUUUCUAUGAUUUUUUUUAAGGGGGGUUUCUUUUGCAUGGGAUCAAUCGGUUAACUCAUUUCAAUGACUAUGUUCUGUUUUUAAUUAUGAUGUUAGAAUUGUUGAAUUAAAGUCAAUGUACAUCUGUCUGAUAUUUUAGUUCAAACGUGAACAAUAUUAUACUAUGUGGGUUUUUUGUAAAUAUACCCAAAACAUCAUACUAUAACCUUAGUUCCACUAAUUUUAGUUUUGAAAUUACAAAGUUAUCGUUUUAUAUAGAGGAAUAUUAUAAUUUUUUAUAUUAUUGUAACAACUCCCUGUGAAAUAAUUUUUUUUAAAGAUGCUGAAAUAGUCAGUAAAUUAAAAGAAACAUGAUAAUUUUUAGUUUGCAGGUGUAUUUGUCAAUGUUACAUUUGUUUUGAAGCAACUCUCUGUGUUUGAAUUACAUAUGUUGUCAGUUUUUUACAUUUCUUUUGUAAUUUUCGUUGACAUUUUCAAACACAUUUUUUGGUUUUGAAGAAGUAACAACUCAGUGUAAUCGAAGUAUCUUAUAGUGGCCUAACUGAAUUUUUUGUUAUUUUUAAUUAAUAUAGCGAUCAACACAAAGCAACAUUUUUAAAAAGCUGUGAUGUAAUUUCUUCACUUUUAGAAAGGAUUCUGGUAGAUAUAAACUUCAAAUAGUCAGUGAAGUUUGUAUAAAUGAUUUGUUUGCAAACGUAAUGUUGUUAAUUCCUAGAAGAGAAAUUCUGAAACUGCUUGAUUUCCUUAAAGGCAGUGGACACUAUUGGUAAUAACUCAAAAUAAUUGUCAGCAUAAAAACUAACUUGAUUUUGAG